This is a messenger RNA of Rubroshorea leprosula, 2043 nucleotides long. The record is from the annotation of a GenBank genome assembly. Lineage: Eukaryota; Viridiplantae; Streptophyta; Magnoliopsida; Malvales; Dipterocarpaceae.
GAAAUUAAGAUGUCUUCAGAAGAGGUCAGAGUGUAGUGGGGAGUGAAGUGAUGCCCCUGGAUUACGGUAGUAUGGAUACGGAGAGCAGUCCAUCUCCAUCCAGCUCGGAGAGGACGGUGGAGGAGAGGUUGGAGCAGAGGGUGGUAGAAGAGGUAGAAGAGGAUGAAGACGAGAUUCCCUCCAGCAUUUUGGAGGCGGGGAAUAGGGUAGAUGGGUGUUAUGACUCAGAUUUAGAUAUAGUAUCCGAGGGCAUGCUCAGCACCCCGAGACCAUUGGAUGCCCAUAUACCUGCAUUAUUUGAUCGCAGGGUUAGAGUUCGGGGUGUUGGGGUUCCAACAGUGAAUAUGUUCAAACAUUUUUUGAUAAUUAAGGCUGGGGGUAGGGGGGAGAAGGGGUGGUAUCACUUCGGUCCUCGGUCGUCCAGCAAAGAGAAUAAGAAUUUAUUCUCUCCUGGGCCGUCAUCCAUCAAAGGAUGGAAAGAAAAUUUCUUCUUUGUGGAUGACACCGAGUGGAGUAGGAGGGAUGCUGAAGUGGAACAGUUGUUUGCUUGGAAAGCGAAGAAAACCAAGCAGAACAACUAUAAGUUGAAUGAGGAUGAGGUGGAAGAAGUGAAGAAGCUGGUGAGGGAAGAUGGGGACGUAGUGGAUAUCUUGUACCUCACCAGCCAAGAGGCGAUAGAUGCUGCUGAGCUCUAUGGGCCAAGCUCAUUGGGGGAAGAUGGACGAGUUCGUCACUGCUGCUGGGGGCCUGCACAUCCCCAAGAAGCCAAGGAAGAAGUCAAAGACUUCAACUGUGGCGGGGAAGGAGGUUACAGAGGGGGGCGUCUGUCCAGCAUUUCUGCUCAGGCUAUGGAGGUGCAGCCAAGGCCGGAGCCUAUGAUGGGGGGUAGUGAGGAUGUAAGCGAGGAGAUGGCACCUCUCCAGAGGAAGAAGAGGAGGGUGGCAGAGCUAGAAACCAGGGGGGAUGAGGUGGUGGAGUUCGUGCCUCGGUCUUCUCCUUUAGAAAUCAAUCCGGAAGAUAAGGAGAGGGGAGAGGUCGAAGUGCGAGGCCUUGAUGGGGGCAGGGAGCGCACCCCUCCUCACGUGUACCAGAAAAGUUUGUUUGAGGCGACAAACAAGACUGGGGCGAAGCACUUCCUCAACGCUACUCUUCCUGAGGUGGAUAGGAUGCGGGCGAAGGACGAGGUGGUUAGCCAUGCGGGGUAUACCGUUGUGAGGCAUGCCCUAGAGGAGAAGGGGGUAUGGGAGAAGGAGAAGAGAGAUAUGCAGAGGAGGUUGGAUGAAGUGCUCCCUUCAGUGACCGAGCUCCAGAACAAGAAUGGUGUCCUGAGCACGAAGCUCGUCCUCAAAGAACGUAAGAGGAAGAUCUGUGAGGAGAAGGUCGAGGCUAAGGACAAAUACAUGGACAUCAUGAGGAAAGGAGCAGCGGAGUUGAAGAAGAAUGUGAACCUGCUGGUUUACAACGGGAUGGAGGAGCACAUUGGCAACUUUCUCAACUCCAGCACGUUCGAGAACAUCCUCAAACUCUACCGGCUGCCAACCGCCAUCCUGGCUUUUACCGACUGUAGAAAGAAGGUGAAGGCCCAGUACCCAGAGAUUACUCUAAGGUGGGAGCGUGAUGCAGAGGGGCGCACCAUUUUUCCUCCAACCUUUGAUGCUGAGUUGGUGGCCGUGGAGGGAGAAGAAGAAGAAGAAGGAGAAGAAGAAGGAGCGCAAGGCGCUGGAGUUGAGGAUCAGGCAACAAUGGCUGAAGUGCAGCCUCCCGAAGUGCAGCCAGUCUCCUCUGACAAGGUGCAGCUGCUGGCCCUUCCUGAGGCAGAAGUGCCGCCCCUACCUACUGGAGAUGCACCGUCUCAACCCCCACUCCCUGCGGAGGAGCAGCCUCCUCCUCCAGCAAAGUAGUUUAGAAUUUUUCUUGUAAAAACAAUUUUGUUAUAAAUUGUUUAUGAAUUCAUAAAAUUUUGUUUUGAAGUUAUUUUGAUGCGUGUUUGGUAUUUUUGUUCCAAGUGAAUUACUUCAGAUGAAAUAAAGUUACCUUAAUUAA